AUGAGAAAGCAUAACGUGAAGCUCAGGUCAUUUUGGAAGGCGAAAGCUUUUAUUUCCAUAUUCGACCGUGAAGCGAAUUCAAAACGAAGUUGUGGAUAUGCCGAUUCAAUAUUGGCUAGCACCAGUUGUGUCAUUCGAGCUUCAGAAUACACAGAUUCGCGGCUAGAUCUACCAAUAACUCUGAAAUCCUUCAAGUUUCAUUCUUUUGUGAAAGUAUCUACUGUCCCUUCCACUGAUAGUAAUGCCGAUCAAUUUCUCUUCUCGUUCUAUCUCAAGCAUAUGAAUCUACAAUAUGAAACGUGGGGUGCUAGCAAGAUUACUGCAGUGAAGGUCACGGGUCCAAUUGAAACCGAAAGUUCCCCUAAUGCAAUGUUCAAGGUUGUGAGAGGUUCUGCUAGUCAGGUUCAUGAAUUCACUCUCGCAGACCUUCCUUGCCUCAAUCCCUAUGACUGGAUCAUGCUUUACAAUUUACUUCUAAGAGAUGGACAGAAGUAUGAGGCCAUUAUUGCUCACCUCAAAUUGAUGAUAGUUUCGUAUGUUCAAGAGGUAGGAAAAAUGGAUGUGGAAAUUGUUGGCUUACUACGAAGGAAGCUAUCUGUUCUCCCCAAAGAAGCCCUAGAAGGUUUUGAUAAGUUGAAGUCUGGGAAAAUAUACAAGGAAGGAUGGUAUGUGGUCUUUCAGGCAUGA
Lactuca saligna is the source of this 687-nucleotide messenger RNA. Lineage: Eukaryota; Viridiplantae; Streptophyta; Magnoliopsida; Asterales; Asteraceae. The record is from the annotation of a GenBank genome assembly.